AGCUCCAUGAAUUCUUGAAGAAUUCUAAAGUAAUAAUUUGGUAUGUGCAGAUUGCUGAUAGGCUCCAUUGGUACGUAAAGAAUGGAGAUACGAUAGUAGAUUUCUGUUGCGGUGCUAAUGAUUUCAGCAUCAUAAUGAAUAAAAAGCUUGAAGAGACGGGGAAGAAGUGCUUUUACAAAAACUAUGACUUCAUUCAACCGAAGAACGAUUUCAAUUUUGAGAAGAGAGAUUGGAUGACUGUUCAACCAAAGGAGUUACCGUCAGGGUCACACUUGAUCAUGGGGUUGAACCCUCCUUUCGGAGUUAAAGCAUCUUUGGCAAACAAGUUUAUUGACAAGGCUCUCGAGUUCAAUCCAAAGAUUCUUAUUCUUAUUGUUCCACCAGAAACUCAAAGGUUAAAUGAAAAGAAUUCACCUUAUGACCUGAUUUGGAAAGAUGAGCGGUUUCUGUCAGGAAAGUCAUUCUAUCUCCCUGGAUCUGUUGAUGGGAAUGACAAACAAUUGGAGCAAUGGAAUGUGAAGCCACCACCCCUGUAUCUUUGGAGUCGUCCUGAUUGGUCUGCUGAGAACAAGGCUAUAGCUGAAGCGCAUGGUCACAACUCUGCAUCACAAGGGUUUAUGGAAGAAGAUCAAUCCGACUGCCUAAUCCCUGAUCAUUCAGUAGUUAAUGAUGAGCAUUAUGGUCAAACACUUGUGCAGAUGGAUGAUGAUCCCAUAAAGACUGAUAGUCCCAAGGAUGUUGCAGGAGGGUCAGUUGUGACGCAGGUAUUAGAGGGGUCUUGUAAGAUCAGUGUUGACAGAGAUGGCCAUGUGAGUCCUCGUCCUGGAAAGAACCACAUUGAAGAGAUAUCAGGGAAACUGCAGUGUGGUGGCAGAGAAGAGCAUCGAAGUUGUAUGCUUGAGAAAUCUUCAGAAAAAAAAGUAGAUGGUGUAAAAGUUUCUGGUAGUGAGAUACGAAAGGAAAUGCUGCCACACACUGAGCCUGCUGAAAAAGGAAAUCGGCAUUCUGAGCCCAGCAAUUCUGGUUCUAAUAUGGAGAUAGAAACUACUGAUAGUGGGACCCACGCCAACGUUGCUGAUGAUACAGGCAGAAGCUUUGCCAUGAGCAGUGAUGAGGCGUACUCCAGUCUGCCUCGUAGAUGGAGCAUUGCUGCUAAUUCUGGUUCUGGUUAUAGGGCUACAAACGUGGAGCAACUGUUUGUGGGGCACAUGAGGGAAAGGUCAGAUCGCCUUGGUUAUGGACCAUAUUUGAAUCACGUAGAAGACCCAUUUAGGAGGGAGUCUGACAUACGCUCGCAGGUUCGCCUUUAUGGUCGGCCAGAUUCGGAUCCUUUAAGAAGUAGUUAUCAAGUGGGUCAGAAUCCUGUUAGUGGCCAGAAUGGAUCGUAUCCCUUUACUUAUGGCCAUACUCAUUUUGGUUCAGCAGCUGGGUCAUCUUACAGAAGUAAUACAUCAGCCAUGCAGCGGUAUGCGCCUCGGUUGGAUGAAUUGAACCACAUGAGGAUGGGUGCCUUAGGACCUGAGCCUAGUUUAGGAUAUGACCCGCACGUGUUCAGUAGCAACGUCCCUUUUGAUCCCAGGGCACCCCGACCCGGUCAGCAUGGUGGCCCCAUGGGGUUUGCUCCUGGUCCUCACCAAAGCUAUUCAAGCCAAAAUUCAGCAGGUUGGCUGAACGAGUAAAGUAUGUUCCAUGUGAUAUGUAGGUUUUGGCUUCCGUACAUAGAUUAGCAUAUGCUUGUGAAGAUGUAUUGUAACCUUUUACUUCAUUUCACCGUACUAUUUUAGUUGCUUCUUGAAGUGAAACUUUUUUUAACUUUCUAUUGCUUUAUCCUUCCAUGUUUGCCAUCCCUUUUUAAUUUCAGAUCUUUAUAUUUGGGCU
This is a messenger RNA of Prunus dulcis (almond), 1878 nucleotides long. RefSeq names its product protein ENHANCED DOWNY MILDEW 2-like. Bases 135 to 1679 code for a protein of 514 amino acids. The transcript has 6 exons. The record is from RefSeq and is a predicted model, not a curated record. Lineage: Eukaryota; Viridiplantae; Streptophyta; Magnoliopsida; Rosales; Rosaceae.